AUGGUUAGAAAUCGGAAGACGACAACAAAUAGGGCUGCAAUUGAUGAAAAUACCGUUGCUCGAGCCAUUGCAGAUCUAAAAAAUGGUAAUGGAUCAAUACGCAAAGUCGCAGAGCGAUAUGGGCUUAGCAAAUCUAUGUUGCAUAAACGAAUCCAAAAGUCUGACCCUCUGUGCAUUGAAAUCAAGUCAGCAUCUUAUAAAUAUACAUCAAAAUACACAAACAAUCAAGUAUUUACAAACGAAGAGGAGGGAUUAUUAGAAGAAUAUAUUCUUCACUGCUCAAGACUUCAAUACGGUCUAAGCUUUCAUCAGAUUCGUCGACUCUCUUUUGACUAUGCAACAAAACUUGAAAGGCAAACUCCAGAACCCUGGCAAGACAAUAAGAUUGCUGGAGUUGAUUGGAUGCAGGCAUUCAUGAAGCGGCAUCCAACACUUUCCUUGCGUAAGCCGGAAAAUACUUCCAUAGCCAGAAAUAUGAGUUUCAAUGAAACAAAUGUAAAAAGCUUCUUCAAAAAUUUAAUAGAAGUGCAAACGAAGUGGAAUUUUACCGCGGAACAAAUAGUUAAUGUUGAUGAAUCUGGCAUAAGCACGGUCUUGCAAGCGCCAAGAAUUGUUGCAAGAACCGGUUGCAAGCAAGUCGGCCAGGCAGUGAGUGGAGAGCGUGGGGAACAAGUAACAUUCGUGGGAAUCGUGAAAGCAGAUGGGAAUGCUAUCCCCCCUGUCUAUAUAUUUCCAAGGGUGUUUUUCAAAGAAAGCUUUUUGGUAGGAUCACCUGAGGAUAGUCUCGGCUUAGCAGUUCAAAGUGGUUGGAUGAACAGCGAAUCAUUUGUCAAAGUAGCUCAGCACAUAAAAAAAUACACUCAUGCUUCUAAAGAAAAGCCGGUGCUUGUUCUUCUCGACAACCACGAGACUCACUGCUCAAUAGAAUUAGUGGUGUACUUUCGUCAAAAUGGACUCGUUUUGCUAACCUUUCCACCUCAUACCACCCAUAGGCUACAGCCUCUUGACGUUUCAGUUUUCGGGCCUUUCAAAUCACGCUUAAGAGCCACCUUUAACACAUGGUCAGCAAAACAUCUGGGGAAAGCGAUUUCUAUUUCUGAUAUCGCCGGACUUUCUUGCGAACCAUAUCAAGAAGCCUUUUCUCGGAAAAAUAUUUUAUCUGGAUUCAAAAAAUCUGAAUGCUUUCCACUAAACGAAAAUAUUUUCAGCGAUGACGAAUUUCUACCAGCAUCUGUCACUGACAUCUUAAUCGAAAAUGGAACCAAUAUUGCCGAAGAAGUACCACCUACAAGUGAAAAUAAGAGGGCUGAACUAGAAGAUACAAACUGCCCACCAAUAACACCAGAACAAGUGCGGCCGUACCCAAAAGCAUUGAAAAGGGGUCCAACAAGAAGGGGCCGAAAGAAGAAAUGUUCUUCAAUUUUGACCAGCACUCCAGAAAAGGAUCGAAUACUAGAAGAAAGAGCUGAAAAGGAGAGAAAAGGGCUGCUUAAAGAAAAACCAUCAUCAUCCGAAGAUGACGAGCAGGAAGUAAGCUAUAUUGACUCCGACCAAGAUCGGGAUAUGUCUGUGGAAGAAAUUGACCCAUUGGAAAUUAGUCCGCCAGAAGUAAUAGAUGAAGAUGACUAUGUUCUUGUAAAAAUUUAUGGCAAAAAGGUUCCUAAGUUCUUUGUGGGAGUAGUCAUAAAGAAAAUGGUCGAAUCUGAAAUGGAGCCCCUUCGCUUUUAUGGACAUUCUACACUUGUAAACCCCAUUCCUGGGGAUGGAUCUAAAAGCGACUAUGAAUUGGCGGAAGAUUCUGUUAUGGAGUUGGGCACUCAAGAAAUUCUUCAUAACCAAAGCGGUGACCUAACUGUGGAUGAAACUGACGAGGAGUCUGAAUCAGAGAAUGCACCCAAUAUAGCAACGAUAUCGAAAGCAAAAAUUAAAAAAAAAAACGAAGCAAAAAGUUUCUUGGAAAAAGGGGCAUCUUCCUGCUUACGAUGA
Eupeodes corollae is the source of this 1986-nucleotide messenger RNA. RefSeq lists its product as uncharacterized. Gene Ontology annotation, cellular component: nucleus. Gene Ontology annotation, molecular function: DNA binding. The record is from RefSeq and is a predicted model, not a curated record. Bases 1 to 1986 code for a protein of 661 amino acids. The transcript is spliced from 3 exons. NCBI's taxonomy places the organism in Eukaryota, Metazoa, Arthropoda, Insecta, Diptera, Syrphidae.